CACAUAAAUGCCCGAUUCUUAAGAAAAAACUUUAGGGAUUAUAUCUUUCCAGCGAAGCUUUAAGCCAUAUCAAAUAUUGUAAUAGUUUUGAAAAGCAGUGGCGUCAGUAAAUAUAUCAGUGUCUUAAUCUGUUUAUUAUUCCAUUAAAACAGUUGUCAAGAUAAAAAGUUAUUAUUAAUAAAGAUCUGUUACAAAAGAUUUACUGUUUGUAGGGUUGUUGAAUGGUCACAUUGAAAAUGUUGAAAAUUGCGCUGAUAUUUGUAAUUUGUGCUUGCACAGCACAUAUUGUUAGCUCAGCUGCAGUAGAAACAAGUGACAACCAAUUGGUUUUGCAUCAACUCCGUCGACUACAAAGAGACUUACAAGCUAGAGGCUCAGUAGACUUGUCAAUAGACAACAUAAUAAACACGGUUAUAAGCACGGUCAUAAAUGUUGUAUCAAGCAUACUUAUUAAAGCUUUUUGUGGUGCUAUAACACCUUAUUUACUUCUCGUAUCAGUCUUUAGAAGUACAGUUAUCAAAGCUCUUAGUUUAAUUGUGCAAUUUUUAGGUGAGGUAGCCACAUCACUGUUGCCAGCUUUGUCUGAUACUGUUACACAAAUUACUAGUUUCAUAUCUACUGUAGAUUCCACAAUUGGUAAUGCCUUAGAUUAUGUAAACAAAGCAGGAUGUUCUGUUUCAGUGUAAAUGCACCUUUAAUGUAGUUGUUUAUGUAAAAUGUGAAAUAUUAAAAAUUUUAUUUGGG
Molecule: messenger RNA, 744 nt
Organism: Diabrotica virgifera virgifera (western corn rootworm)
Lineage: Eukaryota; Metazoa; Arthropoda; Insecta; Coleoptera; Chrysomelidae
Exons: 2
Coding region: 222-686 (154 amino acids)
Source: RefSeq, a predicted model, not a curated record